This is a messenger RNA of Danio aesculapii, 654 nucleotides long. It is a transcript of the gene cabp7a, whose product is annotated as calcium-binding protein 7. Lineage: Eukaryota; Metazoa; Chordata; Actinopteri; Cypriniformes; Danionidae. The record is from RefSeq and is a predicted model, not a curated record. Gene Ontology annotation, molecular function: calcium ion binding. The coding region runs from base 1 to 618 and encodes 205 amino acids. The transcript is spliced from 6 exons.
AUGCCGUAUUGUGGACACUUGGCCUCUCUUGUGGAAAAGGGUGAAAUAUGGAUCAUGGCACAGCCUACAUGUCCAGGCAAAAUCCGAGAAGCAUUUAAGGUGUUUGAUCGAGAUGGGAACGGCUUCAUCUCUAAGCAGGAGCUCGGGAUGGCCAUGCGUUCUCUGGGGUACAUGCCCAAUGAAGUGGAGCUGGAGGUCAUCAUUCAAAGACUCGACAUGGACGGAGAUGGCCAGGUGGAUUUUGAGGAAUUCGUGACUCUCCUGGGGCCCAAACUCUCGGCUGCUGGGAUGCCUGACAAGUUUAACGGGACCAAUUUUGACUCUGUGUUCUGGAAGUGUGAUAUGCAAAAGCUGACUGUGGAAGAGCUGAAGAGACUCUUAUAUGACACUUUCUGUGACCAUCUGUCUAUGAAAGACAUUGAGAACAUCAUCAUGACAGAAGAGAAUCACAUUGAAAAUCCUGAGGACUGCCAGGUCGACAUUGACACGGAGAGUCCGACCCAGCAGGUGAAGCAAACAUGCGUACGGAAGAGUCUGAUCUGCGCCUUUGCCAUCGCUUUCAUCAUCAGCGUCAUGCUCAUCGCAGCCAAUCAGGUGCUUCGCAGUGGCAUGAAGUAACCAAAACGGACCAAUCACAUUAUUAACAUAACAUAC